AUGGACCCUUCGUCGGCGAUCCCAAAGGGAACAUUGACGGCGGUGAUCCUGACGUACUUCUCGUACGUCGGAUACGCCGUGAUGAUGGGCGGUGUCGCGGUCAGGGAGGCCUCGGGCGUCGAAUCCGAACUCAACAUGGACGACAUCCUGAGCUCGCCUGCCUUCGACUGCUCGAAUCGGACGUGCGAGUGGGGACUCCAGAACAAUAACCAGAUGAUGACGGCGGCUUCGGCUUGGUUUCCUCUCAUCUACGCCGGGUGCUUCGCCGCCACGCUCUCCUCUGCCAUCGCCAGUCUCGUCGGGGCUCCUCGCGUCUUCCAGGUGAGUCUUCUUCCGGAUCCCUUUUCUUCGCCCUCUUUGCGGCACGGGCCGAUUUUCGGCGGCGAAAUUUCCUCGCUGCCGGCUCUGGCCAAGGACAAGCUAUAUCCCGGCAUCGGCUUCUUUGCGGUCGGCUACGGAGCCAAUAACGACCCCGUCCGAGGUUACGUGGCCAGCUUCAUCAUUGGCGUCGCUUGCAUACUCAUAGCAAACUUGAAUGCGGUUGCGACGCUGGUGGUGAACUUUUUCCUGGCUGCUUAUGCACUCAUCAAUUUCUCCGUCUUCCAUGCAACCGUAACCAAGGCCCCAGGCUGGAGGCCGUCCUUCAAGUACUACAAUGCGUGGCUGAGCCUAUUGGGGACGUUAAUUUCGGUGGUGGUCAUGUUCAUGAUCCAAUGGGAGGUGGCCCUCGCCACUUUCGGUGUUACCAUGGCCCUAUACCUCCUCGUCCACUAUCGGAAACCCGACGCGAACUGGGGCUCAAGCACGCAGGCCCAGGUGUACUCAACCGCUUUGAAGAACGCGCACGAACUCAACAGGACGCCCGAACACGUAAAGAACUACCGACCGCAGUUGCUCGUCCUUGCUGGUUCUCCUAACUCUCGGCCUCCGCUUUUGGACUUCGCCUAUCUCCUCACCAAGUCCAAUUCCCUCCUCAUCAUUGGCAACGUCGUAAAGGAACCCAUGAAGCAUUCGGCUAGGUCCAUCCUGAUCCAUAAGGGUUACGCCUGGCUCCGACGUCACGGCAUCAAGAGCUUCUACGACAUCAUAGAGAAUGAACGCCUGGACCAUGGAGCGAAGUCCUUCCUGCAACUGUCGGGCUUGGGGAAGCUCCGUCCCAACAUCCUUCUUCUUGGUUUCAAGGCCAACUGGGUCUCAUGCCCUCCAUCCGAUACGCUCCAAUACUUCAACGUCAUUCAUGACGCGUUUGACACUCAUCUGGCUGUGGGGAUCCUGAGGGUUCAAGAGGGUUUGGACUUCAGCGAGAUCGUGGAGGAGGAGUCACCAUCCGUCGAGAAAGAGAAACCCGAGACCAACAGAUCUGAAGUCUCCCUAGGGGAAAUGGGAGUAGAGUCGACUCCCGAAGUUUCUCCGGGAAAUCACACCACAAACGCAACGGAAAUGCAUAAGAAGAAAAAAGAAAAGCGAAAGCAACCGUCACAGAUGUAUCGAGGACCGGGCGGGGCUGCCUUGCCAAAGACGGUCGUCGACAACCUGACCCGGUUCCAGCAGAAACAGAAGGAAGGCCGAAUCGAUGUAUGGUGGUUGUACGACGACGGCGGGCUCACGAUCCUCCUUCCUUACCUUUUUAUGGCAGCGCUGUUGAGCAAGUUCCGGAUCGACUACAGCGAUGUAAUUGUCGUUACUGAUGCCGAAAAGAUGCCUGCACCGGAAGUUCGCCAGGAAUUCGAUGCCCUCAUUGAACCAUUCAAAGAAAAACCCAAGGAAACCAGGGAACCUGGAACGUAUAUCCCGGCUGAAGAACUGACUGCGAAGCGCGACAAGAACAAUCACCAUAUGAGACUAAGAGAACUUCUCCUCCAUCAUUCCAUCGAUGCGUCACUAAUCGUCAUGACUCUACCGAUGCCAAGAAAGGGGGCAAUAUCAGCCCCGCUGUACAUGGCCUGGUUGGACAUCCUGACGAAGGGCAUGCCUCCAUUCCUCAUGAUCAGAGGGAAUCAGACUUCUGUCAUCACCUUCUACUGCUGAACAACUUAAUAUUCCAUUCCAUUCGAAAGCUCGGUAAAAAGUACAAGUAGUUGCUACAGCAGUGGCAUAGUAGCACCUGGAC
Molecule: messenger RNA, 2110 nt
Organism: Darwinula stevensoni
Lineage: Eukaryota; Metazoa; Arthropoda; Ostracoda; Podocopida; Darwinulidae
Source: the annotation of a GenBank genome assembly